AUGGCUCUGUGGUACCCCAUGGCCACAGGCCUCAAGAAGGGCCACAAGGUCACUAAGGAUGUGAGCAAGCCUAGGCACAGCCACAGCCACCAGUGCCCGGCCAAGCAUACUAAGUUCAUGUGGGACAUGACCCGAGAGAUGUGCAGCUUCAUGCCGUACGAGUAGCGACAGAGUGCCAUGGAGCUUCUCAAAGUGUCCAAAGACAAGCAGGUCUUCAAGUUCAUCAACAAAAGGGUGGGGACACACAUCCAUGUCAAAAGGAAGAGAGAAUUGCUGAGCAGCAUCCUGUCAGCCAUGAAGAAAGCAGCAGCCAAGAAGAACUGAAUCCCUCCCCUCUGUAUGCAUU
Molecule: messenger RNA, 346 nt
Organism: Canis lupus familiaris (dog)
Lineage: Eukaryota; Metazoa; Chordata; Mammalia; Carnivora; Canidae
Product: 60S ribosomal protein L36-like
Biological process (GO): cytoplasmic translation
Cellular component (GO): cytosolic large ribosomal subunit; ribosome
Molecular function (GO): structural constituent of ribosome
Source: RefSeq, a predicted model, not a curated record